UUGGAAAGAUGAAGACCAGCGUCGCUCUGCUGCUGAUAAAUACAGUAGCUUUAUUUCAAUCUAGUGAAUUGAGUUCACAAUCAUCUCAGGAUCCCGGAACUUCUAGUUCUGGAAGAAAAAAUUCUCGAGCUUCUAGCUCUGAGAGUACAAAUUCUCGAGCUUCUAGUUCUGGAACUAAUCAUUCUUCUCUAAACUACAUAAAGGGACUCUAUAUUCCAAACGGUAAAGAAAUAUGGCUCAAGGACAAAAUCAUUGCAAAAGAGGAAGAUGGUGUCUAUCGCCCAUUCUUGCACUUAACGGAAUUUGCUAUACUUCGUGCAUUGCAUAAUAGGAAGAAACCAUUUGAUAUAGGAUUUAAGGUUGUACGCGUUACCCAACAAGAAUGGCUAAAUUAUAUCGCUGAAUAUGCUUCUAAACAAAAAAGGCCCUCGAUACUUUAUAGCGGCAGGAGCACGGUAAUGGAGUUAACUAAGGCUAAACGUCAGGCUGUAGAGGAGUUGAUAAUGGAGCGCCAAAGGGUCGCUGCAUUUGAUGAACUAUAUAAGUUUGACAAACAAAAGGGCUGGCAGCAAUAA
This is a messenger RNA of Belonocnema kinseyi, 575 nucleotides long. RefSeq lists its product as uncharacterized. The transcript is spliced from 3 exons. Lineage: Eukaryota; Metazoa; Arthropoda; Insecta; Hymenoptera; Cynipidae. Bases 9 to 575 code for a protein of 188 amino acids. The record is from RefSeq and is a predicted model, not a curated record.